AUGGUUAGAUAUGCAGCUCCAGCUAUAGGAUCGCGUCGUUUCCGGCUCCCCGAAGACCCUCUCAAAGAGAAAGGCCUAUUGAAGGCCCAAGCUCACGGUCCAAUCUGCUUUGGUGUUACAAACCCAGCUACUCCCAGCCCUCCUCUUCAAGCUUCAGAAGAUUGCCUAUUCAUCGAUGUCUAUGCUCCAGCCAAGACGAAGGCAAAUGACAGUGGCGGACUUCCUGUUAUGCUCUGGAUCCAAGGAGGCGGCUAUGUCCAGAAUUACAACGCAAACUAUAACGGUUCUGGUCUUAUUGAAGCAUCUCAAGGAGACAUGAUCGUGGUCACGUUCAACUAUCGUGUCGGUCCCUACGGCUUCCUCGCAAGCAAAGACCUUGAGGAGGAAGGGAACUUGAACGUGGGACUUCAUGACCAACUUGCUGCAAUCAGAUGGGUCCAGGAGCAUGUGGCUGCAUUUGGCGGUGAUCGGGAUCGAGUCACGCUAUUCGGAACUUCCGUCGGUGGCGGCAGCGUUCUGCUGCAACUCCUCGCAUACGGAGGCAAUUCGACAAACAACACAGCGAAAUGGAGCGCUGGAAUCGCGCAAUCAAUGUUCCUGCCAUCCGUAUUCACUGUCGACGAGAUGGAAUUCCACUACACGGAUCUACUCGAUGCUACGAACUGUAGCGACUUGGAAUGCCUACGACAAGUCCCCACCGAUCAGUUACAAGCAGCAAACGUCGCAGUUCCCUUCCCCAGCCAAGACGAGACUGCACUUUUCGGCUACGGUCCGGUCAUAGAUGGAAGCUUCCUUCCAGACAGGCCUCUGAAUCUUCUACGAGAGGGCCAAUUUGCCAAGGACAAGCCUAUGAUGCUAGGAUCAUCAAGCACCGAAGGAACGCUUUUUGCACCCCAAGCCAACACCACGGAAGAUGUCAACCAAUUUUUGAAGGCUCAAUUCCCCAGUCUUACCAACGCUACACUCAGUAAAUUGAACUCUCUGUAUUCCGACACGCCUGCGACGUUUCCCGGCGUCAACACAACGGAAGCCCCAUUGUACUAUCGCGCAGCAGAGAUAUACGGUGAUUCGUCUUUCAUCUGCCCAGCUGUCAAUUUCGCCGCGGCUCUCGACGACGCAGGGGUUUCGGUCCGCUUGUUUCGUGACAGCAUACUCGACGCAGCUGAGGUUGAAGCCGGCUACAUUGUCCCCCACACGUGGGACACCCAGGCCGUUUGGGGUCCGUCGUAUGCCAUCAACUACGCUGCUUUGCCCGAUGCCGACAGCUACGAACCCGGUUUAAUUGCGUUCGUUUUAUUCGGCUACGACCAAGGAGUCUUUGGGGGUAUUCUACAGAUGGAGGACUGGUUGAAUCAGUUCGACCACCCUUCCGACUCAGAAACCGGCAUUAUUGUGUCGUGUUAUAAUCUAGGUUGUCUGGCUGGAUGCGUUCUUAACUUCAUCUUCGGAGAGACACUCGGCCGCCGGAAGACAAUUUGGUCCGCCAUGGGCUUGGUGAUCGUGGGAGCCACGCUCCAGGCCAGUGCUUUCACAGUUCCUCAUCUAGUCAUUGGACGUGUGGUGACAGGAUUGGGAACUGGUAUGAAGACUUCAACCGUACCUAUGUACCAAUCCGAGCUCUGCGACCGAAAAUACCGCGGCCGUCUCGUCUCCGCCGAAACCCUCUUCGUCGGUGUUGGCAUUGUUUUUGCGUACUGGUUUGACUUCGGUAUGUCUUUCGUAGGCGGACCAGUUGCGUGGCGUCUACCCCUUGCCUUCCAGAUGAUCUUUGCGUUUGUGGUCGUUGUCUUGGUAUUUGCCCUACCCGAGUCGCCUCGCUGGCUUUUCAAACACGGCCGUGAGCAGGAGGCUGUCCAGGUACUUUGCGACGUCUUUGAUAAGGACGUAUCCGACGAGUACAUCCGAGCAGAGGUCCAUGCCAUCCACCAUGCUAUCGAACUCGAGGCUGCCGAGCAAAAGCAAUCAUCAUUUUCGAGCAUCUUCAAGAAUGACCGCGUCAAGACGGGACAGCGUGUGCUUUUGGCAUGGGGAGCACAGUUCAUGAACCAGAUUGGCGGUAUCAACCUGGUCGUGUACUAUAUCCCGAGCGUCUUGGUGCAGAAUGUUGGGAUGACAGCGCAAAUGGCUCAGAUCAUCGGCGGAUGUGUUCAGAUGAUGUUCAUGUUUGGCUCAAUCCUACCCGCUCUGGCCCUGGAUCGGAUGGGUCGUCGCAAGACGAUGAUAUGGAGCAGUGCUGGGCUGGGCGUGUGCAUGCUCAUGAUCUCGAUCCUUCUGUCCCGUGUUGGGUUCACCAACGGACAAGCUUGCGCCUCGGCUUCAGUUGCGUUUUUCUUCUUGUACAACCUCAUCUUCGGCAUGGGAAUGAACUGCGUCCCAUGGGUGGUAGUCCCCGAGAUUCUCCCACUCCAUGCCAGAACCCGAGGUACGGCCGUCGGAAUCAGUUCCAAUUGGCUCUGGAACUUCUUCGUCGUCAUGAUUACACCCGUCAUCAUCAACCGACUGCAGUGGAAGGCUUAUUUGAUCUUCGUCGUCACCAACUUUGCCUUCAUCCCGAUUAUCUACUUCUUCUACCCAGAAACCAGCAAUAUGCGUCUGGAGGAUAUCGAUGAGUUCUUCACUCAAGGCCGCAACCCAGUCAAGGUGGCCAAAGAGAUGCAGAAGGCCAUGAAGAGCGGACUUGAUGUUGGCACUGACGCAGAGAAGACGGUCUCAAGUUCUUCCGACAAAGAGAAGGUGCACGUAGAGCAUUCAUAG
Messenger RNA from Colletotrichum karsti, 2754 nucleotides. RefSeq names its product hexose carrier protein. Gene Ontology annotation, cellular component: membrane. The transcript has 7 exons. Gene Ontology annotation, biological process: carbohydrate transport; transmembrane transport. Gene Ontology annotation, molecular function: carbohydrate:proton symporter activity. Lineage: Eukaryota; Fungi; Ascomycota; Sordariomycetes; Glomerellales; Glomerellaceae. The coding region runs from base 1 to 2754 and encodes 917 amino acids. The record is from RefSeq and is a predicted model, not a curated record.